Messenger RNA from Onychostruthus taczanowskii (white-rumped snowfinch), 3612 nucleotides. It is a transcript of the gene MICU3, whose product is annotated as mitochondrial calcium uptake family member 3. Bases 216 to 1400 code for a protein of 394 amino acids. The transcript has 14 exons. Gene Ontology annotation, molecular function: calcium ion binding. The record is from RefSeq and is a predicted model, not a curated record. Gene Ontology annotation, biological process: mitochondrial calcium ion homeostasis; calcium import into the mitochondrion. Gene Ontology annotation, cellular component: uniplex complex. Lineage: Eukaryota; Metazoa; Chordata; Aves; Passeriformes; Passeridae.
CGGGGGCGGCUCUCGCCGGGUUCGCGGGGUACCGGCUGUCCGAGCGGCGGCGGGAGCCCUCCCGGGAGCCGGCAGCCGCCGAGCCGGGCGGGGCCCGGGCGCUGCUCCCCAUCCCCGUGGCGGCCGCUGCCAAGGAGACGGUGACGGUUACAGAGAACAGAUCAGACCUCGAAGAUUUACACCUUUAUGCAACUCCACGGGAGCAACGGUUUCGUAUGUUUGCCAGUCUGGAAUUUGAAGGACAGCUAUACAUGACUCCACAUGACUUCAUCCAGGCUGUUACAAGUGAUGAUCCCAAAUAUGCUAAAAAGUGGCGAUCCCUUUCAAAGCAGGAGCUGAAUCAGAUUCUUAUGGAGACACCACCAGUUUGGAAAGGAUCAUCCAAACUUUUCCGUAAUCUUAAUGAGAAAGGUGUGAUAUCUUACACAGAAUAUUUAUUCCUCUUAUGUAUUUUAACAAAACCACAUGCAGGUUUUCGAAUUGCUUUCAACAUGUUCGAUACUGAUGGCAAUGAAAUGGUGGACAAAAAGGAAUUCUUAGUGCUCCAAGAGAUCUUCAGGAAAAAAAAUGAGAAGAGAGAAAAAAGAGGAGAUGAAGAAAAACGUGCAAUGCUGCGUCUUCAACUUUAUGGAUAUCAUACUCCUACUAACAAUGUUCUUAAAACAGAAGGAGAGGACCCUGUCCCCAGAAGCUAUUGGGAUACUUUGAGACGUAGCACAAGCCAAGCACUCUUUUCAGACCUUGCGGAGCGUGCUGAUGAUAUUACAAGUUCACUGUCAGAUACGACACUGCUUGUACACUUUUUUGGCAAGAAAGGAAAAGCAGAACUGAACUUUGAAGAUUUUUAUAGAUUUAUGGAUAACCUGCAAACUGAGGUUCUAGAGAUAGAAUUCCUUUCUUACUCUAAUGGCAUGAACACCAUCAGUGAGGAAGACUUUGCCCAUAUUCUCUUGAGGUAUACAAAUGUGGAAAAUACAUCAAGUUACCUGGAAAACAUGCGUGGCAGUAUUCCUGAAGAAAAGGGUAUCACAUUUGAAGAAUUUAGAUCAUUUUUUCAAUUCUUGAACAAUCUAGAGGACUUCACAAUUGCAAUGCAAAUGUAUAAUUUUGCAAGUCGUUCCAUAGGUCAAGAUGAAUUCAAGCGUGCUGUGUAUGUAGCCACAGGUGUGAAGCUCUCACCUCAUUUGGUGAACACAGUGUUCAAGAUUUUUGAUGUCGACAGAGAUGACCAGUUGAGUUAUAAAGAAUUUAUCGGCAUUAUGAAAGACAGACUCAAUCGAGGGUUUAGGGAGACUCCGAAGUAUGGUUGGAAUGAAUAUUACUCUUGUGUGAUGACUGUAACCAGUGAGCAUCUCAGAGAUCUGUGGAAGCAAUUUCGGAGACGAGAUAUGCUGAGAUAAAGGAAGAAAGCAGGAUUAUCUGCACUGGCUAAAAUUAUUUAUUCCCAUGAAUUCUUAAUGAAGAACAAACUAACCCAGGUGAAUGGUGAAUCUUCCAGCUGCACUAUAAAACACAGGACUUCUUUUCCACUUAGUAUAGUGAUCAUCAACUCUUAAAACUGCUUUUCAGUAUGUAUUCUAUUUAAUUGAUGAACUAACUAUGCCAUGUGAGUGGGAGAAGCCUUCUUUCAUAAGAACACCUUUUGAAUAUUAUUUUUUAUUAUUUUGAGAUAAAUUUGUCAUUUAAAAGAAAACAAAAAUAAGUCUUACACCUGGGCAGGAAGAUGUUUGGAGUGAAGAGAAACUGCCUGCAUCAGUUUAGACUGUGAAUUCACUUUCAGAUGAGCACUAUUAAAAGUUUGUGCUAAACUGAAAAUGAGACUACAUUAAGUAGCAUAACAAUUACAUAUGAGUUGAAUGGACAAAUUAAACUCUUACAGGGUGUUAUUUUACAAGGAGUAAAGCUGUUAUGGUCAUAAUGUGAAUGAUAGGUAUUUACCUAGGAAAAGUACUGUAUGUAUGAACUACAAUGUUCAGAUUCUUCAAGUCUUAUUAUUAUGUUUAUGAAUUUCUCCUUUAAAAAAUAGUAGAGAUUUUAAGAUGUCUUACAAGCAGUGUGUCAAAGAAAAGUCAAAAUGUUCAAAUUCAUGUAGCACACACUUUGUAAUAUUUAUUAUAAAUUUUAUUGCCAUACACUGGUAUGUUUCUGGUAGAGUACAAAUUCAUAUGUUUCUUGUGAAUAGUGCACUUUUAUAUGAAGUGGCACUGAGUAGAAAUUAUAGUUGUCUAAUUUGCUACUCUGGAAUGCCAUAUCUGAAAACUAGAUAAAUAGCUUGUGUUUGUGUCAAACAAACAAAAAAAAAAAAAAAAAAAAAAAAAAAAAAAAAAAAAAAAAAAAACAACAAAAAAACAUGAAUGCAAUGAAUGCAUGCACAAUACAGAACAACACUAAGUAAUAUUAUUUGAAUAUUACUUGUUUGCUAUUGAGCAGCAGCAUAUUUCCUUACUGCCUAUUAACAUUAUUGUUAAGUAGUAGGAAUUAAAUCAAGAACACGUAUUUUUUACACCCUUCUUGAAAAGAUUUACUGGAUAAUGAAUAAAUCUGUAUCUGUUUAGGAAAAGACCGUGCCAUUAAAUAAUUCCAGCUGAAUAUGCACACACUUGAACUAAUGUCAAUAAAUUGUCAUCAGAAGCAGAAAUAUUUGGUAAUCAGAUAAUCAAAACAGAACUAAAAUAAUGCUUUUAGAUAUAUUUCUAGUCCAAAUCAUGAAAUAAAAUGUUUUACAAUUUUAUUCAGUGCACAUGUUGCUCAAUUACCAUCUUAAAUAUCAUGUGAAUAGAUGUAUGGUGUCUGUGUAACAGUGCACCUAAGUUUUGAAAUGCUUAAUUUAUAGUAACAUAUAUUUCUGGUAGAAAAAUCAAAACAAAAUGAGAAGGAAGCUUUUUUUAAGAAAUUCCACACUGGGAAUUGUAGAAAAAAAUAUAUCCUAAAUGUGGCUUUUAUCUGAAAAAAAAAAAAAAACCAAAAUGGAGGCCAGUUCAGAAAACUAUCAAAGGAUGAUACUUCAGUUAAUGUUUGUGAUAAAUAAAUUCAAAAUUUCCAACUUGGUGUCCUUAAACUAUUGACAGCAAUAAAUAAAUGAAAUAAAUUGAGAUAAAGGUUCUUGGAUUGACACAGCAGAACACAGAUAAGCUGCAGUCCCUGUGUGAUCCUUUAGGGAAUCAGCGGUAUUCAAUGUAUCGUCUCGGUACGCAAAACUGUCUCACUGCUUCUUGUCAGCGUAUGCAAAACCCAGUUUGCUACUACAGUGGUGAAGGACAAAGAAGAGAGGAGAAAACAUUGGGAGUCACAGAAGGGGUUCCCAUCCUUCCUUUUCAUUCAUGACUGCCACUCACAGUGACCUCCCCCUGGAGGAAGCAGCUGUACCAUCAUUUGGCUGCUCCACUGCCCUAGGCAAUAGUGCACUUUGCUUUUAUGGCUGGCUUGAAGCACUUCUAGCAUUUUUCUAUAUAUUUCCUAUCUAUAGAUACUUAAUAUAAAAUAGAAUGUGAAAGUGUCAGAUUAGUUUUUAAGACUAUUUUUUCUUCAUGUUUAAUAAUAUUAUUUAAUAUAAAUAUGAAUAUAUACAUAUAAUAUUCUUGUUUAUUUCAAAAUAAAUGCACUUGAAACUAA